AUGGGUGUUGGACGUCGCAUGAUCAAGCAGGGCCCUCCGCCCCCGCUCGAUGAAUCCAAGAUUACCAUGCUGAAGAAGCGCAAGGCCGGUGAGCCCGAAAUUGCGCCCAAGGCUAAGGCCGCUCCUGCGAAGAAGCGCCGCAGAUCCGAUGCCGAUGAACAGACCACUUCAAAAAAGGCCGCCCCAAAGAAGUCCAAGGCCAAUGGUGCUCCCAAUGGAUCUGCUAAGGCAGACAAGAAGAAGGUUGUUGAGAAGAAGGUCGCCGAAAAGAAAAAGCCCGUUCCCAUGUCAGACUCCGAAGAUGAGGACGAGGAGAUGGAAGAGAUGGAGGAUGAUGAGUUUGGAGAUCUGGAUGGGGUCAGUGAUGGAUCUCUCGACAGCGAUGAAGGUGUUGGACGGUUGUCGGAUUUGGAGGAUGAUGAUUCAGUGAUUGACUCCGACGGGGACGACCACCCCCGCGAGACCAUGUUCUCUGACGACGAAGAUCUUUCCGACGCCGAAGAGCAGCUGACCGCCGCCAACAUCGAGGGUCUGUCUCGAAAGCUCGAUGCAGAGCAGCAGGCUGAAGCGGAGGAGGCUGAGCAGGAAUUGCAGGAGGCCGCUAUGCAAACAAACAUCGCUGGUGAUCGCCCUGAUGUCUUUGGUCAGGAUGGCCAGCCUGGUCUUGCGCCGGAUCUGCAGCUGCUCCGUCAACGCAUCACUGAUACCAUUCGAAUUCUCGGUGAUCUGAAGACCCUGGGUCAGGCCGAUAAGUCGCGUGCCGACUACGUCGACCUUGUUCUCAACGAUAUCUGCACAUACUACGGCUACACCCGCUACUUGGCCGAGAAGCUGUGGAACCUGUUCACCCCCAUGGAAGCAUUCGCCUUUUUCGAAGCCAACGAGACCCCUCGUCCUGUAGUCAUCCGUACCAACACUCUGCGAACAAACCGUCGAUCCCUCGCCCAGGCCCUCAUCAACCGUGGCGUCGUUCUCGAGCCUGUGGGUAAAUGGUCCAAGGUUGGACUGCAAGUUUUCGAAUCCGCUGUCCCUCUGGGUGCCACCCCCGAGUAUCUGGCCGGUCACUACAUUCUCCAAGCCGCCUCUUCAUUCCUCCCCGUCAUGGCGCUGGCACCCCAGCCCAACGAGCGUGUUCUGGACAUGGCCGCUGCCCCCGGUGGUAAGACUACCUACAUGUCCGCCCUGAUGCGCAACACCGGUACCGUCAUCGCCAACGAUGCCAGCAAGCCCCGUGCCAAGGGUCUGAUCGGUAACAUUCACCGUCUGGGCUGCAAGAACACCAUCGUCACCAAUAUGGAUGCCCGCACUGCUUUCCCCAAGGCUAUCGGCGGAUUCGACAGAGUUUUGCUCGAUGCCCCCUGCACCGGUACCGGCGUUAUCUCCAAGGAUGCCGGUGUCAAGACCUCGAAGGAUGAGCGCGAUUUCCUCGCCAUCCCCCACAUGCAGCGUCAAUUGCUCCUCGCCGCCAUCGACUCUGUUGACCACUCUUCCAAGACCGGUGGAUACAUCGUGUAUUCCACUUGCAGUGUCACCGUGGAGGAGAACGAGGCCGUUGUGCAGUACGUGCUGCGUAAGCGCCCCAACAUCAAGAUUGUCGACACUGGACUCGGCGACUUCGGCAGCCCCGGUUUCACCAGCUACAUGGGCAAGAAGUUUGACGCAAAGAUGACCAUGACCCGCCGCUACUUCCCCCACCGCGAGAACGUCGAUGGUUUCUACGUCUGCAAGCUGAAGAAGACCGGCCCGACCCCCGUUACCCAGUCGUCCACCACCGAGACCUCCACCAAGCCUGGCCGGGCUCGUUCCAGCUCGAAGACCGAAUCAACCGACGACGAGUCGUAUGACAAGACCCCUAUUCUUGACGAAGAUGGAUCUGCUCAAGACCACGAAGGUGGAUCUUUCGGUCCUUUCGCCGAGGACGAGGACCAAGAGCGUAUCAACCGCGCUGAGCGCAAUCGUCUCCGCCGCAAGGGUCUUAACCCCAAGGGUGUUCUGAACAAGCCUAAGAAGAACAAGGAUGCCUCCGCUUUGAAGGAUACCGAGAACCCCAAGGAGGAGAAGUCCGAGGCCAAGAAGCCCGAAGUAAAGAAGUCUGAGGCCAAGAAGCCCGAGGAGAAGAAGCCCGAAGCCGCAAAGAAGUCUUCCAACGAAGGCAAGGGUGAGAAGAAGACGGUGACAAAGGGAGAAGAGAAGAAGGAGAAGAAGUCGGCCAAGAAGUCGGCCAAGAAGUCGGCCAAAUGA
Messenger RNA from Penicillium cosmopolitanum, 2241 nucleotides. RefSeq names its product rRNA (cytosine-C5-)-methyltransferase NOP2. Gene Ontology annotation, cellular component: nucleolus. The transcript has a single exon. Bases 1 to 2241 code for a protein of 746 amino acids. NCBI's taxonomy places the organism in Eukaryota, Fungi, Ascomycota, Eurotiomycetes, Eurotiales, Aspergillaceae. Gene Ontology annotation, molecular function: RNA binding; rRNA (cytosine-C5-)-methyltransferase activity. The record is from RefSeq and is a predicted model, not a curated record. Gene Ontology annotation, biological process: rRNA base methylation; maturation of LSU-rRNA.